This is a messenger RNA of Procambarus clarkii (red swamp crayfish), 1007 nucleotides long. RefSeq names its product cytochrome b5. The record is from RefSeq and is a predicted model, not a curated record. NCBI's taxonomy places the organism in Eukaryota, Metazoa, Arthropoda, Malacostraca, Decapoda, Cambaridae. Gene Ontology annotation, cellular component: membrane; intracellular membrane-bounded organelle. Gene Ontology annotation, molecular function: heme binding.
AAGGAAGCGGCCACUGGCUGCAGAAUCAGUCAGCUGGCGGCCUCCCUAAGAUUCACUUAGUGAUACCUCACGCAAGCAGUGUACAUUCAUUUUCUUGUGGACAGGCCGAAUAAUUUUAUAAUCAAGGAGGAUGAAGGAGACACAGGGCGAGGUGCCCCUCUACAUGCUGCCUACCAAGGCAAUCAUCAGCUUCACAGCUCAGGCCUUUGAGCUAGCCAGCCAGAGCUUGGGUUACCGGGAUCCUUGUGCUCCUGUCGACGCCUCGCACGGCCUUCAAGACCUUAAAGAUGAGGAAUCUGGUCUUGAUGUAUUCUCCCUGAGUCAAGUUGCCAAUCACGACACCUGCAAUGAUUGUUGGAUCAUCCUUUACGAUAAGGUGUACGACGUGACGAGGUUCCUGUUAGAGCACCCUGGGGGUGAAGACGUCAUCAUGGACUAUGCUGGUCGGGACGCUACCAUUGCUUUCCGCGGGGUUGGCCACUCUGUUCCGGCGCUGCAGGCCCUCGACGACUACCUGGUGGGGAUCCUGCCGGGGCACGAGCGUAUUUACACCGGUGACGGUCCGUGUCAGUGGAGCACUCUAUAGCCGCUGGUGUGAGCGGCUGCGGCUUGCCACAUUAGGCUAUAACAGCCAGGUGUGGAGUCGACAGCUGUUCUUGUUGUGUCCUCUUGAGAGAAUGUCAACACGCGCGGUCCUCGUCGCUGCGCCCUCGCAUCUCCAAUCCUUGUCUCAUGUUCAUCUGAUUCUCGUUCAUGAAUGUCACGUCAUUAUCAUCUUCACCGUCAUGCAUCGUCUUGCCUCCGUCUCCAGGGUGUGUGGAGACGCGGCUCACAGCCAUCACAGACUCGAGCUUCCACGAAGCUUCAGUACCUGAGUCAUUAAAUUAUUCCUAAAUCAUCAUCACUCUCGCUUAUGCCAUAUUUCUAUUCUAAUUAUUCAUGCUGUUCAUGUUAUAUCAAUGUACAUAUUAAUAUAUUAUUAUUUUUGUAAUUACACUGUAAGAGUA